Molecule: messenger RNA, 1407 nt
Organism: Rhodofomes roseus
Lineage: Eukaryota; Fungi; Basidiomycota; Agaricomycetes; Polyporales; Fomitopsidaceae
Product: NIF-domain-containing protein
Exons: 8
Coding region: 1-1407 (468 amino acids)
Molecular function (GO): phosphoprotein phosphatase activity
Source: RefSeq, a predicted model, not a curated record
AUGCUGGCUGCUGCCCUUUCCCGCUCCCUCGUCUCCCGGCGCAUUGCCACGCACUCGGUGCGAUGCUUGGCCUCCAAGCCUCCGCCGAAGCAGCCAGUGCGAGACACCCCUCCGCCACCACCGGCACCCACGGGACCGUCAUCGCCGUCCUCGUCUUCAGUGCCUAGCCUGGAUUUCUCGCCGACGAUAGAGGAGGAUGAGGGCCCUCGUGAGCGGACCGGUGCGCGGUCUUCAGAGAACUCGCUGUCGAGUAUCGAGCGGAGAAGACGGAUGCUCGCUCGCGGUGCGUUGGCAGCCUUCCUGGUCGGGGCCGGCGUGCAGACCUGGCUCAUGGGAAGGGAGUGGGAGGAAUGGGAGCUGAAGGAGAGGAGGAUGAAAAUCGAGGAUGCGCCUUCCACGAGAUGGGGACGGACAAAAUCUCGCUUCACCCAGAUGUUCGACUUUUUCACAGAACCGCUGUGGCCUGAGCUCCUCCCCGAUCCGCAUCCUUCGAUCCCCCAAAAGCCUUACACCUUGCUAGUGUCUAUCGACGACCUGCUUGUGACGUCUACGUGGGACCGUCAGCACGGCUGGCGGACAGCGAAGCGUCCCGGGGUGGAUUACUUCAUCGCAUAUCUGUCGCAAUUCUACGAAGUCGUCGUUUUUACCACCCAGUAUAAUUAUACAGCAACACCUAUUUUAGAUAAACUAGACCCCUACCAGUUCUUCAUCACCUACAGGCUAUACCGGGACGCAUGUCGAUCUGUGAAUGGGCAGCCGGUGAAGGAUCUGUCCUAUCUCAACCGAGACUUGUCGAAGGUCGUCGUUCUGGACACACACCCAGAGCACGUAACCCCGCAGCCGGAGAAUGCUAUCAUCAUGCCUAAGUGGACGGGCGAUUCGAAGGACAGAGGGCUCAUCGCGAUAAUUCCAUUCCUUGAGUCCAUAGGAAUCUUCAAGCCGCCAGACGUCCGGCCGAUCCUGCAGGCAUACCACGGGAAGAACAUCCCCGUGGAGUACGCCAAGAAGGAGGCCGAGAUGAAGCAGAAGCACAUCGCGGAAUGGCAGCAGAGCAAGGGCCUUUCCACGAACUCUUUCACUCUGAGCAGUCUGUUCGGGAGCCCCAGCCAGCCGCAAUCCUCGCCGAUUCCGCCGACGUACCUGGAGCAGAAGCGCCGCGAAGCGCAGCUGCAGUACCAGGAAGAGCAGGCGUACAUCCGCGCUAACAAAGAGAACUUUGAGCGCAUGAUCAAGGAGGAGCAGGAGGCGUUGGAGCGCGAGAUGCGCGGGGGGACGUUGUGGGGCUCGAUGCAGUCCAUGGUGGUGGGCCCACCGCCCCCGCAGCAAAAGGACCAGCCUGCGCCGGGUCCUGCGGGUGUUGCGGCCACUGCUGGUGCGACGACUUCGGCUCAGCCAGGUACCGAGUGA